Molecule: messenger RNA, 1238 nt
Organism: Camelina sativa (false flax)
Lineage: Eukaryota; Viridiplantae; Streptophyta; Magnoliopsida; Brassicales; Brassicaceae
Source: RefSeq, a predicted model, not a curated record
CUUGAAGGAUCCAUUCCUAAAUUUUUUUGGAUUCUUUUAAAUUUGGGUUGGCAAAAGAAUAUGAGAUUGAUUUCUUCUAAGUUGAUUCAUCUUUUUCGACUAAAAUCAUGGCAAAAGAAAAAAAUUUAUCUAGACAAUUAUUCUCUGAGCUCACUGUUCACUUUCUCUCUCAAAAACAAAUUUGUAGAUCUAGUUUUUAUUUGGCGUGAAUUUCGUUUUCUUAUGGUUGAUUGUUACUGUUUUCUUAUGGUUGAUCGUUUUCUUCCUAAGUUGCUCUUAUUUUUAUUUUUAUUUUUUUGGUUUAGAUCCACCGGCAAAAUCACUGAGAACAAAAAAAAAAGCUUCUAUUUGUUAUUCUCUCAAUUGUUUCUAUUUUUCAUUUCUCUUCUUUCUUCUUCUUCAUCUUCAUCAGCUCUUUGAUUUUUUUGAAUCUUGAUCUGUGAGGAAAGACUCUUUGAAUCUCUCUAUCUCUCUGCUCAAGACGUGAAUUUGAGGCAAACCCAUUACGAAUGGAUCAACUCCUUCUACUUCAUUGGCUAUCACAAGACCAGCGUCCUCAGCUGCUGAUCAGGGUUUGAUGAUUCUCCAAUCUCCAAAAGUAGCGUUCUACAGGAGAUCCAAAACUAUAAAGGGUAAACGCAUGCCUUCGUCAUGUAAAGAGAAAGACCAAGUGAAAGAAGAGCCUGUAGGAUACAAUGAUGCUCUCAUCUCGAUCCUUCCCUCUUUCCCUGGGAUUAAGAAGCUUCAAAAAAAAUGGUCAUCUGAGGAGGAUGAGGAGCUCAUUGCUGCUGUGAAGCGACAUGGUGAAGGCAGCUGGGCCCUUAUUGCUAAGGAAGAAUUUAAAGGAGAGCGAACACCCUCACAACUCUCACAGGUUCGUAGGAUUUUUGUUGCAGGUUCGUGUAGCUCUUCAAGAUUUUGUCAAUUUAAGACCGAUAACAGUGAGUAUCUCUCAUUAGCAGAUCACUGCUUAUGAUCAUCUGGGAGUUUACUGGAGGUCAGUAAUUAGUGUUUACACAGAAACUCUCUCUCUCUCUCUCUCUCUCUCUCUCUCUCUCUCUCUCUCUCUCAUCUUCUUCCAAAGAGUUCUCGGUGACCAGAGAAUUUGAUUUUGAAAUCUGUAAAUUUUGAUGAAAUUCUUCUUCGAAUUAUCAAAUGGUGGGUGAAUUUGGUGAGAUUGAUUUGCCUCUUUAGCAAUGACCUAUGCUUCUUCCAUGUCUGCUGCAUUUUCUUUUCUU